Zonotrichia albicollis (white-throated sparrow) is the source of this 2411-nucleotide messenger RNA. The record is from RefSeq and is a predicted model, not a curated record. Lineage: Eukaryota; Metazoa; Chordata; Aves; Passeriformes; Passerellidae.
GUCUGCUGUUCACCUAUGGGGUGACGGGCAGUGGGAAGACCCACACCAUGACAGGAUCCCCUGGGGACGGGGGGCUCCUGCCCCGCUGCCUGGCCAUGAUCUUCAACAGCAUCGGCCCCUUCCAGGCCAAGAGAUUCGUUUUCAAGCUGGAUGACAAGAACGGGGUGGAUGUGCAGAGCGAGGUGGAGGCUCUGCUGGAACGCCAGAGGAGAGAGGCCCUGCCCACCCCAAAAACUCCAGCUGGCAAGAGACAGCCGGAUCCCGAGUUUGCCGACAUGAUCGCCGUGCAGGAUCACUGCCGGGCGCAGGAGGUGGACGAGGACAACGUCUACGGCGUCUUCGUCUCCUACAUCGAGAUCUACAACAACUACAUCUACGACCUGCUGGAGGAGGCGCCCUGCGACUCCAUCAAACCCAAACCUCCCCAGUCCAAAAUCCUUCGGGAAGACCAGAACCACAACAUGUACGUGACGGGCUGCACCGAAGUGGAGGUCAAAUCCACCGAGGAAGCUUUUGAAGUCUUUUGGAGAGGGCAGAAGAAGCGGCGCAUCGCCAACACGCAGCUGAACCGGGAAUCCAGCCGCUCCCACUCCGUGUUCAUCAUCAAACUGGCACAGGCUCCUCUGGAUGCUGAUGGGGACAACGUGCUGCAGGAAAAGGAGCAGAUCACCCUGAGCCAGCUGUCGCUGGUGGAUCUGGCGGGAAGUGAGAGAACCAACAGGACCAAAGCCGAGGGGAACAGACUGCGGGAGGCAGGGAAUAUCAACCAGUCACUGAUGACAUUGAGGACGUGCAUCGAGGUUCUGCGGGAGAACCAAUUGUACGGAACGAACAAGAUGGUUCCAUACAGAGACUCCAAGCUGACUCAUCUCUUCAAGAACUAUUUCGAUGGAGAAGGGAAAGUUCGGAUGAUCGUGUGUGUGAAUCCCAAGGCAGAGGACUACGAGGAAAGCCUGCAAGUGAUGCGUUUUGCAGAGAUGACCCAGGAGGUGGAGGUGGCGGACCAGAGGAGCCGUCUGCUGCUGAGCUCUUCUUCCAGAGCUUCCCUCCCCUGCCUUCCUGCGAGCUCUUGGACAUCAACGACGACCAAACGCUCCCAAAACUGAUCGAGGCCCUGGAGCAGCGCCACAAAAUGAGGCAGAUGCUGACAGAGGAAUUUGCCAAAAGUGUUCUUGCCUUUAAAACAAUGCUGCAAGAAUUUGACUCCAGUGUUGCAUCCAAGGAAAAUUAUAUCCAAGGAAAACUGGCUGAGAAGGAGAAAACCAUAACAGGGCAGAAGACGGAGCUGGAACGGCUGGAGAAGAAGAUUAAAACCUUGGAGUACAAGAUUGAGAUUUUGGAGAAGACGGCCACGAUUUACGAGGAGGACAAGAGGAACCUGCAGCAGGAGCUGGAGAGCAAGAGCCAGAAGCUGCAGAGACAGGCGUCGGACAAGAGGAGGCUGGAGGCCAGGCUGCAGGGAAUGGUGGCUGAGACCUCCCUCAAGUGGGAGAAGGAAUGUGGGGACGUGUUCAAGACCAGGGGUGGUGGCCAGGCCGUGCAGUUCACGGACAUCGAGACCCUCAAGCAGGAAUCUCCCACCGGGCGGAAGCGCCGCUCGUCUCCUCCUGAUCCCGACCCUGCCGGGGACGCCGCGGACUCGGAAUGGACGGAUGUGGAAACCAGGUGUUCCGUGGCCGUGGAGAUGAGGGCGGGAUCGGCGCUGGGACCGGGAUUCCAGCACCACGCCCAGCCCAAGCGCAGGAAGCCCUGAACUUUUCCUGCUGGAAUCCCGGAUUUUCCCAGCCUGAGGAAUGCUCUGCUGCCACUGCUCCUCAGGAACUGCUUUGUGUGCUCAUUCCCAGAGGUUUUUAGGGAAGCUGGGAAAUGGCUCCGUUGGUGAUCCCAAAGAACUUCUGGAUGGAUCUGUCCUUUUCCAUAGAUUUAGGGAAAUCCUAAAGGUCCCUCUGGAAUUUCGAACGGAGCUGGAUCGUUACAGACAGUGCCAGCAGGCUUUUCCCUGGGAGAUUUUUCCAGUGUUUUCCCGGUUUUUUAAAUCCCAAAUCCAUCUUUUCUGGUCAUUCCCUCUCUUUUGGGAGACCCAACCGCUGCUAUUCCGAGCUGCAGUCCAGCACUUUAAGGGUGUUUUUGGCCAUUCCCGAUUUUACUGGAAGCAGGAAAACCUUGGGAAUUCAGAUUUCUUCUGGCAAGAAUUACUUUGGAGUAUUUAAGUGUGUCACUGAGCUGUCAGAACAUUCCAGAGCCACCCAAAACCCUGGGAGCAGUGGGAAUUCACAUCCCAGCUGCUUUGGGGAUUCUGGAAUGUUUUCCAUUGUGGGAAUGGGGGGGAAAAGGGGAUUUUUUUCACAGAUGGGGUGAGAAUUGGCUCUCUUUAUGUUCCCUGCAAAAUGUUUAAUAAAUCCUUUUAUUCC